AUGGUAAAUCAAGCAUUGACAUUUGGUGGCGGUGGAACGUCUUACGGCACAACGGUUGAUAACAACAACAAAACCCCAGAGUCCGUACCGCUCGUGCUCAAGCCUUCGCAGUCGUCGCCACCGCGACGACUAACGCAGUGGUACACCAAUAUGUGCAUGAUCAACUUCUUAGAGUUUGCGACUGAAUCCGCACGCGGAAUUGUGCUCCCGACGCUGUUCUUGUACACGUCAUCGCUCGGUGGUGACCUGGCUUUCAUGGGGUUUAUCAACGCGCUUUUCUCGCUUGGUCGUCUCUUCUCGUCUACCGCAUUCGGUUGGAUGUGCGACCGCUACUCCUUCCGCUCCGUCUACCUCAUUUCAACCUUUAUCUGCCUCAUAGGCAACGUUAUCUACCUACUUGCCGACAAGCACAUGGCCAGCAGCUUAACUGCACUGGCUGCAAGUCGGUUUAUCGUGGGAUUCGGCGGUGGUAACCGCAGCGUGUGCCGCGCGGAUGUUGCGUCUAUCACGACGAUCAACCAACGUCUGCCGUACCUUACGAUCCUAGUCUGUGUCGUGUUCUUGGGCUACGCACUGACGCCUGGGCUCGGUAGUAUCGUGGCUGAAACUGAUUUGAUCUUCUGCGGCUUACACUUGAACAAGUUCACAUCCCCCGGCAUGAUACUAGUCUUGCUGAACAUACUAACAAUCUUUGGCAUCCUCACGAUAUACGACGACAGCGUCACGGUGCAGGAUGGACCGAAAGAAGAGGAGUCCGAGGACGGUUUGACGAGCAACACGAUCAACGACCAGACGCUGUUGCCGGACCGGAUCGUGAACAUUGGUGUCUGCGUGUUCAUCUUCCUAAAUUUCAACACGCGUGGUAUAUUGUCUGUUUUCGAGACCGUAAACGUGCCGCUGUUUAUCAAAGCAACGGGCAGUGACCCGGACAGCGUCAGCGCCGUAGUCGACGCGUCAAAUUUCCAGUUUUAUCUGGGUUUGCUGGGCCUGCUGUCAUACUUUGCCAUUGAGUAUUUUCGCCACAACAUCCGCGACGAGAACUGGGUACAUUUGGGCUUUGCCACGGUGCUAGCGGGUAAUCUUCUGCUGGUCAUCGUGCCCAAUGGCUUGUCAUUCACACAGCUGUCGAUUGCCGAAUUCUUGGUGUGGAGUGUGGGUUGUCCUAUAUCGACCACAGUAGUGCUUGCAGCGUUCUCGAAAUUACUUGGCGGGCGUCCACAAGGAACGCUAAUGGGUCUUCUCGGCUCAACGGCAUGUAUCUCACGCUGUAUACUGCCGCUUCUCCCCGCCAUAAUGCCGACUCUGAUUCCGGUAUUUUGGAUCAACAUUGUGCUUUGCGCAAGCAGCAUUGCGCUUCUUGGGUGGUAUACUGGUCUGGUACACCGAACAAAGCAAACGAUGCUGGCAGACGUCGAGAACGCGUACCAAAAGGUAGCACCUUCGAACGAACCGCGAUCACCACUUGGUUUUGAUAAGGCGGACUAG
Messenger RNA from Peronospora belbahrii, 1485 nucleotides. The record is from the annotation of a GenBank genome assembly. NCBI's taxonomy places the organism in Eukaryota, Oomycota, Peronosporomycetes, Peronosporales, Peronosporaceae.